This is a messenger RNA of Fusarium pseudograminearum CS3096, 585 nucleotides long. RefSeq lists its product as uncharacterized. NCBI's taxonomy places the organism in Eukaryota, Fungi, Ascomycota, Sordariomycetes, Hypocreales, Nectriaceae. The transcript has a single exon. The record is from RefSeq and is a predicted model, not a curated record. The coding region runs from base 1 to 585 and encodes 194 amino acids.
AUGGGUGCAGAUCGUGCCGUCAAGUUCACUGUACGACCCGACGGUCGAAUCGUCACCCACGAGCCCACUCUCACGCUCCAAUACGACAAAUGGGCCGAAGAAAUGCAAACUCUCAGCGUGCCUGGAGAACACCUUCCUCGAUACGCGAUCAAACGAGUCACCAAGUUCGGCGGCGCUCGUGGACACAAGUUCGAAGUCUACUCUACCACCGACAGAGUACAAAAGGUCGCUUGCAUCAAGCACCACUCCAUGCCACCAAGAAUACAAAUCAACAUGGUCAGAGCCGACCGCAAACUCAAAAUUAAAACACACGACUCCUCACGGCAAUACGACGCUGCGGGCGGUCUCGGGCGCUUAUACUGGAAGAGUACAGACAUGAAAGCUUGUUGGAAACUCAAGAACAACAAGGGUCUUGUUUUGCUUGUCACGAUUGACGAGGCUCGAACUGGUGGUAUUCUCAGCAUAUACAAGAAGAAUCUGGAUAAGGAGGUGAUUGAAGAAUUACUGGCUGUGGGUGUUGCGCAGAUUGAGGACUAUAAUCGGAUAUCAAGGGCUUCCAAAAAGAGUGUUGGGUCAUCUCCAUAA